AUGGUGUUCACCUAUCGCUCCGUCGCACUGAGUGUGGCCAUCGCGGCAGCUUCGACAGCACAGAUCCAGGCAGCUCCGCUCCAGUACAACCCGUACACGCCGAUCAACACCAACUUUCCCCUCACAGCUUCGCACCCGGCGUACGGUGGCAAGCUCAAAGAUGACUGCGUCGAGCCUGUCAUCCCGAAGGACCCGAACCAGGCCAAGGCUGAGUCGAUGGUCGUCACGGGCUCCAUGUACCGCAAGCUGCGCGGCAUGGAGGACGCGUCCAACACGGACGUCGCCAAAUUGGAGAACUACUUCGGAACGAGCAUGGAGCUCGACUUCAACACCCUGAAGGAAAAGUACGGCGCUGCUUCUGCUCCGUCGUCGCCCUGGGCGAGCAGCUACUGGCCCACCUUUCAGGACAGCAUCAACAGCGUGUGGAAGGCUGGCGAGCCCAGCGCGUCCGAGAAAUACGCCAACGCUUUCGGCCUGGACCCCACGGACUUUAAGAACAAGGUGUCGGCCAACAACGGCAUCGAUGCCCACAAGAACCGAAAGGCCUGCUCUACUAACAGCGACUGCGCCAGUACCAACGACGGCAGCGAGUGUGCCAUCCGCGACGGUACGUCGAGCGGCUACUGCAUCCCGACGUGGUGGGGGAUUUGCCACGCGUGGGCGCCCGCCGCCAUCCUCGAGCAGGAGCCGCAGUGCAGCGUGGAGAAGAACGGCGUCACGUUCCACGUGUUCGACAUCAAGGCUCUGCUGACGGACCUGUACGACGGCGCGUCUCUCAAGACGGUCUUCACUGGAGCUCGCUUCAAUGGUCCGGACUCCCCGGCCAACGCAGACCAGUACGGUCGAUACGUCAACGCUGCGCGUCGCGACCUGGGCGCAGGGUACUUCCACAUUGCAAUCGCCAACAUCAUGGGCAAGCAGCAUCAGUCCUUCGUCGUGGAUGUGUCGGCGGGCGCUGAGGUGUGGAACCAGCCCGUGCGCUCCUACGAAGUGCAGACCAUGGAGCUGGUGGACGUCGCAGAGGCCUCGCAGCAAUUCUUUGGUAUCUCGACUUACCCGUUCAACGCUGAAAUGGCGCACUUGGCCUACGUCAAGACCACGCUGAGCUGGAUUUCCGAGGCGUACGAGGACGGCCCGCUCGUCUCCACCGGAGAAGUGGACAGGUACACGUCGUCCCAGGACUACGAAUACCUGCUGGAGCUGGACGCCAAUUACGCGGUCAUCGGAGGCGAGUGGGUCGGCCGAUCGAAGGAGGACCACCCCGACUUCUUGUGGUUCCCGACAGGCAAGCCCGCGGCAUCGGCUGUCACCAGCGCGGGUCUGAGCUACGCGAACGUUGAGGAACUGCUGGAGCUGUCGUUGACUUGCAACUCGCCCACCGAAGCACCGACCGAGACCCCAACAAUGACACCGACGGAGAUCCCAUCGACUGUUACCCCUUCUUCUUCUUUGAGCGGCAGCGAUGGCCACGAAGAAACCCCGCAGCCGACCUCAGUUCCCAGCGAGAGCGGAAGCUCAGGAAUUAAUGGCCCAAUCACCAUUGCUCCUGCUGCGGGUAGCGACGCGGUUGAGCCGACGUCCGUGCCAAGCGAGAGUGGAAGUACCGGCACGUUUAUUCCGAUCACCACUAUUCCCGAUGCAGGCAACGGUACACCCAAGGCAGGAUUACCCGAUCUAUCCGAUCUGAGUAAGGGUAUCGCGCUUGGUAAACCCACUUCCACACCCGAGACGCCUGUGGCUCCUCCGAACGGAAAGCCCAUUCCGCCACCCCAGACGCCAGAAAUUCCGAUAUACCCUUCGACUUUGCCGCCGAGUUCGACUCCUGAGACGCCUGUGGCGCCCCCUGAGGGAAAACCUACACUGCCGCCUCAGACUCCGUUGACGCCGGAAAUUCCGACGUACCCUCCGAUUUCAACGCCCAAGACCCCCGAAAUCCCCAUUUUGCCGCCGAACGAGAUGCCUAUGGCUCCUCCUAACGGAAAGCCCAUUCCGCCACCUCAGAUCUCACAGGUGCCCGAGGUCCCUGAGGUCACUCCGAUCCCAAGCACGCCAACGUCGGAUUACCCUGUUCCGCCAUCGACGCCUGAAGCGCUGCCUACACCGGCGCCCACUUGGACUGAGCAGUGGAACCCGCCUGCCCCCACUGAGCCUACUGAGCACUUCAUGUGCUAA
Phytophthora sojae is the source of this 2172-nucleotide messenger RNA. Its product is annotated as elicitor-like transglutaminase. The transcript has a single exon. The coding region runs from base 1 to 2172 and encodes 723 amino acids. Gene Ontology annotation, molecular function: aminoacyltransferase activity. The record is from RefSeq and is a predicted model, not a curated record. NCBI's taxonomy places the organism in Eukaryota, Oomycota, Peronosporomycetes, Peronosporales, Peronosporaceae.